Messenger RNA from Rhea pennata, 6176 nucleotides. It is a transcript of the gene ATXN1L, whose product is annotated as ataxin 1 like. NCBI's taxonomy places the organism in Eukaryota, Metazoa, Chordata, Aves, Rheiformes, Rheidae. Gene Ontology annotation, cellular component: nucleus. Gene Ontology annotation, biological process: anatomical structure development; regulation of DNA-templated transcription. The record is from RefSeq and is a predicted model, not a curated record. The transcript is spliced from 2 exons. Gene Ontology annotation, molecular function: protein binding; RNA binding. Bases 162 to 2240 code for a protein of 692 amino acids.
GGCGGCGGCGGGGCCGAUGGGGGUCGCGGCGGAGGAGCCGGGCGAUGGCGGGUGAGGCGGCGGCCGGCAGCCGGGAUCCGGGAGCUGGCGUGCGGCAGCCCCGUCGUGUGCCCCCAUGAACGAGCGUCGCGGCCGGGCCUGCCGGGACACCGUGUGGCGCCAUGAGAGCGGGCCACGAGCGGAGCCAGGAGUGCCUGCCGCCCAAGAAGCGGGAUCUGCCUGCUGCCAGCGCAGGCGCGGAGGCAGGGCGAGCCGGGGGCGCUCAGGCCACAGGCGAGGGCCCCGAGUGGGCCCGGGUGGCGGGCCCGGGCCCUGCAGCCCUACGCUAUGGCCCAGGCGACAGCACAGAGGCUGUGGCGGGGCUGACGGUGGACCAGUACGGGAUGCUCUACAAAGUUGCAGUACCACCAGCCACCUUCUCUCCCACGGGCCUGCACCCCGUGGUGAACAUGAGCCCCCUGCCGCCAGCCUUCAACGUGACCUCGCCACUAAUCCAGCACCCAGGGGUGCCCUACCCUCCCAUCCACUACGCACAGAUCCCCCCAGCGUCUCUGCAGUUCAUUGGCUCGCAUUACACGGUGCCCUAUGCUGUCCCUUCUGGCUUCCUGCCUAGUCCUCUUCUGUCUCCUUCCACCAACCUCACUGCCUCUCACGUCCCUCAUUUUGUGCCAUAUGCCUCUCUCUUCACGGAAGAAGCCGCUCCUUCCCCUCAGACUACCUCUCCUACCCACACCUUCAACAAAUCUGCUUCUGCCAUCUCUCCUUCUGGCCAGAUGCAGCACCAUGCUGGGACCCAGCCAUUAGAUAUAACACCAAGCAGAAUUCCUGUUUAUUAUCAGAUGUCCCGCCUUCCACCAGGGUAUUCGGCAUAUGAGACAUCUACAGCAAGUGGAAGCCCAGAUCCUUUUCAGCAAGACAGUCAGCCAAGUUCAGAGGUAGUUGCUGCCAAUGGUGGACAGAGACAUCUGGAGCCUAAUGUGGUGAGGAGGACCAGCGAGGCUGUGGACUCUGCCAGCAGUAAAGCUGAAGACUGUCUGCCAGGGGCUGCAGUGGGAUGUGUGGUCGAUGGACCGUUUCUUUCAGGUUACCAGACUUUGAGAACAGAGGUCUCUGUGCCAGCUCACAGAAGCACCCCAGACACUGAUCUGGAGGUUCAGAGGGUGGUGGGGGUGUUGGCGUCUCAGGAUUACCAUAUUCUGGCAGCCCAGAGGAAAGAUGACCUGAGCCCUUUAAACCCUUGCCAUAAUAUCCCUGAUCAGCAGGGGGAGUCAAGGGACGUUUUGAGCAGCACAGUGGAAAGGGCUGCUGCUGAGAAAAGCCAGCCCAGGAGUCCAUUUGUAAUGUCCCCUGAAGAGACGGUUAGACAAAGACAAUUAACCAAAGGAAUGGUAAUAGCCAACGGCAAGCCAGUCCUGGUGCCUGUUGUAUCUGAGCCCAUCAGGUGUUCCUCUUCAGAUACUCUGGUGAGGCAGAGCCCAGAUGUGCAGGCUCGAGGAAGUAUGAUUGAAAAGGACUUGACCCAAUUGCAACCACCCAGCUCCUCGCACUUGCCCUCUCACUUCAUGAAAGGAGCCAUCAUCCAGCUGGCUACAGGAGAGCUGAAGCGGGUAGAGGACCUGCAGACUCAAGACUUCGUUCGCAGUGCUGAGGUGAGCGGGGGCCUGAAGAUCGACUCCAGCACUGUGGUGGAUAUUCAGGAAAGCCAGUGGCCUGGGUUUGUUACAUUACAUUUUGUGGUUGGGGAGCAACAAAGUAAAGUGAGCAUUGAUGUGCCCCCAGAGCACCCCUUUUUUGUCUAUGGCCAGGGUUGGUCCUCUUGUAGCCCAGGGCGGACUGCUCAGCUUUUUGCUCUGCCCUGUCACAGGUUGCAGGUGGGUGAUGUCUGCAUAUCAAUCAGUUUACAGAGCAUGAAUGGCAACUCUGCUUCUCAGGCUAACUACCCUCUCACAGGUCAGUUGAUAUCUGCUAGAGAGAGAUCUGAAAGAACAGCACAGGGGUCCAGAGAACCACCUGACAGAGCUGCUGAAAGGAAGAGCCACCCAGAAAGGGACAGUGCAGCCCAGGGCUUUUGUGCAGAAACCUCUCAGCCUGAGACCGGCAGUCAGCAUAGCUGGACAGCUCUGGGCUUCCAAAGAUACAGCAUGCAGGCAGAGGAGCCUCGGCCGUCUCUGCUCCGUCCCUCUUUCAUUCCCCAGGAGGUCAAGCUGUCUAUCGAAGGGCGUUCUAAUGCAGGGAAGUGAUCCCUUUGAGGCUGUGAGCUAGGGGGUGCCCUUUGUGUGAGCCUCACCUUUAUCAGGUGAAGAAAUUGCACAGACUUUGUGACAGGUUCACCAGCAAGGCUGCUCUCUGCCCUGCAGAACUGGAUUUACUCCAGUUCAGUCACUGACCAGAUCCUCUUGGGGAAUCGAGAGGGCUCCAGUGCCUCAGGGAGCAGCAACAAGCUAGUUGGGUUAGAGAAUGGGGGAUGUGCUCAAGAGCUUGUGACAAGAGCAUUCCAGAGAUUGGGGCUUUGCACCUCCCUGAAUACCUAGUUCCCUGCAGGGCAGGGUCUGAGUAUUCAGGAUAGGUGGGGAGAUGAGAAGGGCAGACACAGCUUAAGGUAGCAGAUAAAAUUGCUGAAGAUUUUAUUCCUCCUUCCUCAUGAUGGGGAAAGAUGGGUCCCCACUGGAGUUUAGGGGACACUACUCCCAGUAUCCCCUUUCUUCACACAUGCACUUUAAAAGGACCGUUCACCAAUGGAGCUCUUGAGGGCAGGCUGCAUAUGCUUCUCUGAUGGUUCUGUUUAUUGUCUCUUCCACUGAAUCCAACUGCUCUUUUUUCUUACAAAGAAUCUACAGAGAUCUGCAUGAAUGUCAGAAAUUGGAGAGGAAGGACCAAAAGGAUGGGUUUGGGUGCAGGUGAAUAGGAAGCUGGUAAACAUUUGAGCACUUGGGAUGGAACAUGAGUUGGGAUGGGAGACGUCAGUUUCCUGCUAAGAAAUACAUUUAAUUAUUUGACACCAAAUUAAAUCUUUCUUCCCAUGUUCAUAACCAUUAAAAAGAAAGAAAGAAAGAAAGAAAAGCGCUUCUCUCAAGCCUAAAGCUUUUGCUGAGAUUUAGCCUACAGGUGAUUUUUUUUUCCUCUCAUUUUAUUUAUUUAAUUUUUUUUGAAAGCUGGAGUAAAAUACAUUUAGCAUUCUCUAGGGAAGGAUAGAAACACAUUCUUCUACUGUGAGAAGACUGAGACUAUUUUGUAAUUAAAUCAGAAGAAAACUUUCCAGAUGGCUAAUUCUUCACUGCAGGCAGUUUCCCAAAUAAGCUCUAGACAACAGACAAGUGUUCGUGCAUGUGCAGGCAAGGUACAAAGCUUCUUUUAAUUACAGUUCCAUGACUGAUAUAAGGACUAAAAAUAUCGCAGCAUCACAGGGCAUUUUUAGGUGUUUUUCUGUUUGUUGUUCUGACGCUUCACUUUGGAGUGCCUCUGUAGAACAACAUGGUAAAAUUGAGAGUAGUCUCUUUCACAGUGAGAUCGAAUAUAAAUGUAUAUUAAUACCUCAUUAUGGUAAUAACACUCCAUUCAAGUAAAGAUUCCUGUUGUUACACUAAUUUGCCCUCUCUGAUAGUGUGUUAUGAAACCAAUUCUAAAUGCUUAACUAGAAUAAAAACUUAGUGAGUGCUAUGUUGAAGAUAAGUCUUCACUCUGACUUAAGUAUUCCUUGUAUUAAGGUGCCCAUCUCUGUGCUAGAACCAUGCUUGCAAGAGGGUGUUGGGUUUCUUUUUAGUGUGCAGGUCCCUGCUGGAUUCAUGAUGCUGCUCCUAAUGUUUAGCAUCCCGUUUACUGACCCCCUUUUCUCAUCUUUCUGAGCUUUUCUGUCAGGCAUGCCUAGCUUCUAGGGCAUUGCUUAUCUUUCUGUGAAUGCCUUGCGCGUUGGCACUUCCCAUCUGUGUUGCUGCCCUUCUGCUGAGCUCGUAGUAGUUUUGUUUCUCAGGACUGUUCUGGAUGCUCUUCAGAAACACGGCCUGUAACUGACUGGCUUCAGUUGGCUGCAUGGCAGAGGGGUGCUCUGCUUAGGUAUUAGGCAAAUUAGAGAGUCUCCAGAAUGCUCCUUCCCUCCAGGGCAUCAGGCCUGUUGUCUUAGCACACUGCUAGCUGUUUAUGUUGCCUUCGAAAUGCCUGCACCAGAAAAACAGUUUCUUUUCAGGUCUUAGCUGAGAUACGCUCUGCUCUUGCCUUUAGUGUUUGUGCCUCACAGGGUUUUUUCUAGAGUGAGGAUGCUGCCUGUAUCAUCUGUAACUUCCCCGAAAUGACAUGCUGCUUCCAGUCAGUCUCAUCAGCUGCAUUUGGAAAUACAAAGUCAUGGUGAUGAUGUCAUAUGAAGAGUCCGCCUCCUUGCUUGCAGGAGCUGUGGAACAAAUACUAUUUUCAUGGCACUAUUUGUUAGUAAAACACCCUGUUGCGGUUCAGGUGCCUGGCCUCAUCACCUUGUUCCUUCUGUGUCUCCCCUUUGCUACUCAUUGGACUCUCCUACGCGAAGAUCUCUAUCAGUGUUGGUUAGUACUUAAUGCUCAGUACAUCCAGGAUGUCUGUGGCCACAAGCAGAAAGCAGAGGAGCCCGAGUUCUGUUGCCUGUUCUUUGCAUGAUGCAUGCAGAGGAAUCUAGGGCUGUGGCAGACAGCUAAGAAAGGGAUCUUACAUAUGUAUGGUGUGUGAGUGUGGAAGGGCUGGUUGCAUGCAGAGGGACUGUUUGAGCACUCGACUGGUGCAGAGACUCUCGGGUGCUUCUCUGAGCACAGAAAUCUCUAUCUGUUAGAGAGGGGGUUUGGAGAGACUGCCUUAUCUUGUGUGUUGCUGUACCUACUACUCCUGGAUCUCAGCUGCACUGAUCAGUGGUCUGAAAGGACAGGCAUGACUUACGAGACACAAUGCUGUGAGGCUGAAGUAACUUUGUACCCUAGGCAGCUGAAGGACUGUACAAGCGCUCUCCUUUGUUUUCUCCUGGCCACCAGCCUGGACUUGCAGCCUAUCUGUGAGUCCGUUGAGGAGCGCUGCUCUGAGCUCUGUGGAAGAGGCAGGGUGAGUUGGACUUCAGUGCUGCUGCACAGUCUCUCUGCACAUUUCAGCUGCCAGUUCCUCUGUGGCAGCAACAGUUAGGGCAUGUCUCAUGGUGGGGGUAUUGCAAUGAAGAGUCUGGGCAUCUGGCUGCUUGCUGUAGGGGCCAUGGGCAAGAAGGGAGCGCUGAAGGUCCUCUCACCCAGUUUAGCAGUACUCAUAAUCACCGGAAUCUGUCUUUUAUUGGGUUGGGCCUUGUUGCUUCAGCUUCUGUGAUGGUGGUUGUUGCGUUGAGUGUUCAGGCUCUCCUGAGACAGAGUGUGUGUGAGAGGCUCUGCUAUAACCAGAAAGGCUCUGAGUGAGCCCAAGGAGGAGGCUUUUAUUUCACUUAAGUUUACAGGGAAAGGAGGAGAUGAAGCUGGGAAGACAUUACGGAAUGAGUUGGCUAUCCAGGCUUUUCUGCUAGCAGAGAUAUGACAGGCUUCUCGGAGGAAUAUAUUGUUUUCCUGCUGUUGCUGUGAAGGGAGAGAGAUGCUGUGGACUGUCCUACCUGGAGGAGGGGGCCUCCUGGCUUUGGUCUUCUCUCUGUCUCACAGGGAGGCUGCGGGAAGAGUCUGUAGGAUGCAAUAAUGGGUGUCUGCAGCCAUCUGUUCCAGCUCAUGAAACAUUCCUUGGGUCAGCUGCCCAGCAGAGGCCAGGCCUGUUUCCAGGCUACGUGUACAUUGUUCCUCUAGGAACAUGAGACUUGCUCUGAGUGACAAGCGCUCAUCACUACCAGACUAUGCAGAGGAAGCUCUGUCUGGAAAGGGGAAAGCUGCAGAGGCCCCUCUGCCUCCUCUUCCCAGCAGCGCGCAAGUAUAAUGCACUUUUCACAUUCAGUGUCCCUGUCCCCUCCUCCCGACUUGAAGUCACUUUUCCCAAUAGAGAACUAAUAAUCCUUGUUACUCAGUGUUUUGAAUGAAACUACAGCAGCUUGAUUAGCCCAGAUGCUAGUUCCUGCCCACAGCAGUACAUGUGCCUUUCCCUAGCAUCGCUCACAACUGCUCUUUGUCUUUCAGUCUGUCCUAGGGCCUGAAACUUUGCGGAAGCUGCUAAGAUGGCUACGAAUGCACAUUCAGUACAGAGUUUGGCCCAGGGUGUGUUCCAUG